UUUCCCCUCACAGUGUGGCAAAAUUUGGCUAUGCACUCUCAGCCCAGUUGUUUAUUUGUCACUAUUUAUGAUGAAAAAUGUCACUUUAAAACUUUCCUUCAAUUAAAAAUAUAUCUAUUGCACGCACAACCAAAUAAACUUCAUCAAUUCAAGGUUUCGACCGGAAAGAGAUGGAUGGAGAUAAGAAAACAGGGAGGGGGAGAGGAAAGCGUGGACGUCCAAGUCGGGCGGCCAGAGGAAGCCGCGCGGCAGGACGUGGAACAGGUCGCGGACGUGGACGGCCAAGGAAAAUGAUUAUCGAGAGUGAUGAGGAAGAAAUCGAAACUAGUGAGAUUGUAGAUAACCAAGUUGAACUUGAUGACGAUGAUCAUGAGGACGAAAUGGUUAUUGAUGAGCGUGAAAACUGCAUGCCAGAAACUGAGGAGACGGCAAUAACGGUGGUCAAAAAUGAAGAGCACAAGGAAAAAGUAGAGUUCACCUUGGACGACGAUAUUUCCCAGUUGGUUCCACCCACAUUUUCCACCGUGUCGAAAGGACCCCCACAACCAAUGCUAGAACUGAGCUGGGAACACAAGUAUACUCCGAUGGGAGAUAAACUUCCUACGCCAAAUAUUCACAUGUGUGUUGACUGUAAACUUCCAAUCAGAAUUUACGGGCGUUUGAUACCCUGCAAACAUGUUUACUGUCACGCGUGUGCUACCAAGCAGAGCUACUGUUCCUGUUGUUCUGACCGUGUAACCCGAAUUGAACAAGCACAUCUUGGUCAAGUUUUUAUGUGUCAUCAUGGUGGAGGUCGGUAUGGCUUUGAAGGAUGUCGAAGAACGUAUCUCUCUCAAAGGGAUCUUCAAGCUCAUGUUGAUCAUCGACACAAACCUAGAAAUUCGGGAGGAAAUCAAGACCAUGGAAGUAGUGGUACUCGGAUUUCUCCAGUUUCAGCAUCUCACUCUUCGUUUGACCACAGUAACAGUUCGUAUGGAGGGCGACAAAGCAUUCCUGUUCACUACUCUACGUCGAGUGGGGGUCGGGGCGGUGGUAAUACGGCCUCGUAUUCUUCAAACAGCUCUUCUGGUGGUCGCCCACAGGGGAAUAAUGCAGCGGGUGGUGGGAGUGGGGACCAGGGAAGCACACCUGGUUCACGAUAUGAAAGAAAGUCUUCUUUUACACGCAAUUCGUCGUCAUCUUCUUGGUCUUCCUAUAAUAAUCGACCCUUUUAGAGGUUAAUAAGUUACGCAGUUCUUACUGUAAAAAAUAAUAAUCGUACAUGUAUUUAAUUAAGACUUAAUUAUGAUGCAAGUUGUAAAUAGACAACUAUAAAUUAAGAUAACACAACACAACAAUUAAUUGUUACUAGUUAGUUAUUAUAGAUUGAAAAUAAUACUUUUAUUUAAUGUUUCA
Molecule: messenger RNA, 1395 nt
Organism: Folsomia candida
Lineage: Eukaryota; Metazoa; Arthropoda; Collembola; Entomobryomorpha; Isotomidae
Gene: Hakai
Product: E3 ubiquitin-protein ligase Hakai-like
Exons: 6
Coding region: 171-1214 (347 amino acids)
Biological process (GO): regulation of cell adhesion; protein ubiquitination
Molecular function (GO): ubiquitin protein ligase activity
Source: RefSeq, a predicted model, not a curated record